This is a messenger RNA of Melanotaenia boesemani (Boeseman's rainbowfish), 3188 nucleotides long. RefSeq names its product N-acetyllactosaminide alpha-1,3-galactosyltransferase-like. Gene Ontology annotation, biological process: carbohydrate metabolic process. The record is from RefSeq and is a predicted model, not a curated record. Gene Ontology annotation, molecular function: hexosyltransferase activity. The coding region runs from base 377 to 1324 and encodes 315 amino acids. Gene Ontology annotation, cellular component: membrane; vesicle; Golgi apparatus. The transcript is spliced from 7 exons. Lineage: Eukaryota; Metazoa; Chordata; Actinopteri; Atheriniformes; Melanotaeniidae.
UUUUCAAUCACAGUUUACAGUUUGAGAAGUUUGUUUAAAUAAUAUUUAAUCUACCUCGUGCUGUUACACAGGACUCCAAGGAGACAAGAUCAUGGAGGAGUCUCUAUUCAUCUGUUUCCCCCUUCCUGACAAAACUGGGAUUACAACUUUCUUCCAGCACUUUGAAAUCUAACAGGUUAACAGGUCUCUGCGAAAAUCUCCUCACUGGUGUCGCUCUACUAGUCGGCAACUGUGUGCCUUCACCUUAAAGGAUCAUUUGCUGGGAAGCUGAAAAGACACUGUCUCACAGCCAUGAGGUACAUUGUGAUGCUCUUUUUCAAGAGUGGUUGGGACGGGACUUCAAGGAAAGGAUUGGAAUAUUCACUUGUCUUCUGCUAUGUAUUGUACUAUUCAGUUCUUUCUAUUUCGGUUAAGAAGCAUUGCCUUGUUGAAGAAUCUGCCAGUGAUUCAUGAAGAACCAUCAAAACCAACCAUUAAUUUGGAUCACACUCUUGACUUUACGAUCAGAAAUGAUGUUCAGACACGCACUUACUGGGGUGCUCCUAUUAUCUGGGAGUUAAUGUUUGACCCAAAACUUUAUGACAAAAAGCACCAAGAAGGAAAUACAAGCGUGGCUCUCACUGUGUUUGCUGUGGGAAGGUACCUGGAUGCCUACCUCAACACUUUCCUAACAUCAGCAGAAAAGCAUUUUAUGAUUGGAUUACCGGUGACAUAUUACGUGUUUACAGAAUCACCAGAGAAGGUGCCAAAUAUUGAACUUGCUCCUCAGCGAGACCUGAAAGUUGUCAAGGUGCAAAAGUAUAGCAGAUGGCAGGAUAUCUCCAUGAUGCGAAUGAAGACCAUAUCAGAAACGAUAGAAAUGGAACUCGAAGGAAAGUUCAGUUAUGUCUUCUGUUUUGAUGUUGAUCAGGAAUUUAAGAAUAGAUUUGGCUCAGAGGCCCUCGGGGAGUCCGUGGCUUUGCUCCAUGCCGACUUUUACAACGUUCCAAAGGACAGGUUCACCUAUGACAAAAAUCCCAAAUCCAAAGCUUACAUGGAGGAUGGAGAUCACUACUACCAUGCUGCUCUCUUUGGAGGAUCAUUGCAAAAUGUGAAAGCAUUGGCAGACUUUUGUCAUGUGAACAUCAUGGAAGAUAAACUGAAUGACGUGGAGGCUCUGUGGCAUGAUGAGAGUCAUCUAAACAAGUUUUUCUGGCUUAAUAAACCAACCCAGCUCCUCUCCCCUGAGUACUGCUGGGACAACAAUGUUCCUGACAAGAAACAUAUUCUGGUUGUUCGCCUGACUUGGGCACCAAAGCAAUAUGACAAGCUUCGUACACGGUAGUGUGGCCAAAAUCAAAGAGAUUGGGAUGAAUUCACAAACAAGUGUGAAUCUGUUUACUGUCUUGACAGAAGGGCCAAAUUAAGAAUUUGUGCUUAAGUCUAUAUUAUCUUAACAAAUUUUUCUUUACAUGUUUUAAAACAGCAUUAAAAGGAAAAUCAAGCAUUUCCAAUUAGAGCCUGACAGCUUGUCCAAUAAUGAAGAUUAACUGUCUGUAGAACACUCGGACACCCAAUUAGCUGGUUUAAACCAGGGUUACUCAGUCCCAUCCUACAAGACCUGCAAUCCAGCAGGUUUUCCAUGUAUCCUUGCUUCAAUACACCUGACUUAAAUUAAUGAUUCAGGUGGGUUUAAGCAGAAAUACUUUGAAAACCUGCUCGAUUGCGGCUCUUGUGGGACCGGAUUGAGUAACCCUGGUUUAAACAGUCAACCACUUCCACUUAUAGUAUAUCAAAGUAGUCCAUGCAUGAAAAUAUAGAAAGAAAUCAAGUUAGAACUGCAUCAGCUUUUAAAUUUGUGGCAAUAAGCAAUGCUAAUACUAACUACAAGAUGCUGUUUCAGUGAAACAGCUGUGUGAAUGGUGGAUACUGAAUGAAUGGAUUAGUUUGUUUGAGCAAAAAUAUGAAAAUAUUAAUGUAGGAAAUAUCCAAAGACCUGGGGCCUAAUUUAUCAAACUACAAAGCAAACUACAGGUGGCGUCUGUGGCCCAAAAAGGAAAUGCUGUGCACUUCAACUAUCAGAUUUAUAAAACUGUGCGGAUACACGUCCUACGCCUCUUCCCGUUUAUAAAUCAGAAUAAACUGUAAAACGGGUGCACGUGAGGGAACGCCAGACUGUCCACCUUAUUUAGCUGGAUGUAUUUUAGAACAUGCAAGUUUUGUUUCACAAUGACAACAUAUUUUAGUGAUUGAGGUUUUUAUUAAUAUCAUCUACCUUUAUCUUGAGACCCCCCCCCCCCCACACACACACACACCCUUAAGAGAAUUAAUAUCGAAUGUGCCUCUUUAUUCAUUUCUGCAAACAGCUUUAAUCUAUAACAUUUGGUGUGAAAGGUAAUAGUGGAUGUGCACAAAUGUCUCACAUUUUACAGCAUUUUCUGUACCAUUGGUGUUGCCGUGUCCUGUUUUUCUAGAUUAUGUGCGUACGCCUGGGUCAGAGUUUGUUUGGAGGUAGGAACGUUUUCCCGUCAAGUUUGGUUUUCAUAAAUCCUAAAAGUUGACUAUAUUUGGCAUACACCGGUUUUCGUUACUAUGCUAGCUUGAUAAAUGAGGCCCCUGGUGCUGUAUCCUUAUAGAAGUAGUUUGAAUUGAGAUACAGCAGUCAAAAUGUUGGUCUUUAAAGAAUGAUUGCAAAAGAAUGAAGGCUAUGGUAGUGAUUGCAGAAGUACACAAGUUCAUACCAAACAGAGUUGCCAUCAAGCAAAGUUGGCAGCUAUAGGACAGUCCAAUAUAAAAUAGAAUUUAGGAACCUUUCGAGGUUAGACGGGGAAUGCAUGCUGUCAGCAGUUUUUCUCAUUUUUUUCUUUCUCCACAGAGAGAACCUGUCUGAAAGGUGUUGUUGAAAGCAGUUGCUUAAUCAGAACACAUGCAUGUAGACAGAGUACCAUGAAAGAAACUGUAUGGUGUACCAUUUUUUCUGUGUGAAGUAAUACCUGUAAAGCCAAUAAGGAUUUUUGGAAAAAUGUAUGGCUGUGUCCGAAUGUGCUCCCUACUCCCUACAUAGGGGCCACGCCAUUUUGUCGAAGUGUCUGGAUGUCCAGAGAGAAAAAAGUAGGGCACUCAAAAUUACCCACAAUGCAUCUUGAAAAGUAGUGAGCAUUGAUGGUCACUAGACGGGUCAAUAUAUACCACAAUGCAAUGCGGGCAGA